Messenger RNA from Pieris macdunnoughi, 903 nucleotides. The record is from the annotation of a GenBank genome assembly. NCBI's taxonomy places the organism in Eukaryota, Metazoa, Arthropoda, Insecta, Lepidoptera, Pieridae.
AUGGCAUCAAAAAAAGUUUUAAUCGGAGGCGGUACAGGCUUUAUUGGAAAGCACUUGGGACAAGUAUUGACAAACAAAAAAUAUACCAUUGUAAAUGUAUCUCGAAUGCCAAGCACAAAUUCAAUCACAUGGACAGAUGUUGAAACUAGUUUACCUAAACAAACAAAUGCAGUAGUCAAUCUUGCUGGACAACAAACAAUGGAUUUUACUAGGAGCUGGACUCCAGGCUUUAAACAAAAUGUUAAAAAUUCAAGAGUGUUUACCACAAGGGCUUUAGCCACAGCUAUCAAUAAAAGCAAUAAUAAACCUAAAGUAUAUGUUGUUGUCACUGGAGUGGGUGCUUAUGAGCCUUCGGAGAUUAAAAAGUAUGAUGAAUUCAGCCCCACAACAGGCAAUGAUUUCUUUUCUAAACUCUUAGUGGAAUGGGAGGAAGCUGCUAAAGUGGACCCACCAGUGAGGCUUGUUAUAAUCAGAUCGGGAGUUGUCCUUGGACGAGACGGUGGAAUGAUAAAAAAUAUGAUUCUACCAUUUUUCUUUGGUCUUGGUGGUCCACUUGGUUCAGGAAAACAAUAUCUACCCUGGAUACACAUCGAAGACUUGAGUCGGCUCAUAACAUUUGCUAUAGAAAAUGAAAAUGUCAAGGGGAUAUUAAAUGGAGUAGCGCCACAUGUGGUGACGAAUGGAGAAUUUACGCAGGCAUUUGCGAAAGCGUUAUCAAGGCCAGCAUUGUUUCCGGUUCCGGAAUUUUUACUGAAUUUCCUCUUACACGAAGAAAGGGCAAUGUUGAUGACAAAAGGACAACAUGUAACACCGAAAAGAGUUUUAGAAUAUGGCUUCGAAUACAAAUACGAUAAUAUUGAUGCGGCUUGCAAGGAGUGCGCACAUCUGUUUCCGAAGAAAUAG